Molecule: messenger RNA, 1796 nt
Organism: Prunus avium (sweet cherry)
Lineage: Eukaryota; Viridiplantae; Streptophyta; Magnoliopsida; Rosales; Rosaceae
Source: RefSeq, a predicted model, not a curated record
AGCUAAAACAAAAACAUGGGCACCAUCUCUUUCUGUGCUUCCCUUCUGCUUGCAACCCUAUUUCUACAUUUGUGUUUUCAACAAGAGGUUGAAGCCCAGCCAGGCCCCUUUAUAAACAACCGACUUAGAAAUGCCUUCAAUGUGAUCCAAGCUUUCAAACGCAGAAUCCAAUCCGACCCCAAAAACUACACAGGAACAUGGGUGGGUAACAACGUCUGCAAAUAUAAGGGCUUCACCUGCGCAGUUGUCCCUGACCUGAAGAAGUUAGCGGUCAUUGGAGUCAGCUUCAAUGGAGCUUUGUUUGGCGGCUUUAACAACAGGCUGCCUCUCAAUGGCUUCAUUGACAGGUUGGAGGACUUGGUGUUCUUCCAUGCGAACUCCAACAACUUCACGGGCACCGUCCCUAGAGGCACUGCCAGGCACAGAUUCUUCUAUGAGCUUGAUCUCAGCAACAACAAGCUAACUGGAGGCUUCCCAAAUGAAACUCUUGGGGCCACAAACUUGACCUUCUUGGACCUCCGGUUCAACUCGUUCAACGCCACGGUUCCACCAAAAGUGUUUAACCUAGAUGUUGACCUCCUCUUCCUCAACAACAACAAUUUCCAGCAGCGACUUCCAGCCAAUCUUGGCUCCACACCUGCCCAUUAUCUCACCUUUGCCAACAACAAGUUCGUUGGUUCAAUCCCAAGAAGCAUUCGCCAAGCUAGGAACACCCUUUAUGAGGUUCUCUUCCUAGGGAACCGGCUUUCAGGGUGUCUACCGUACGAAAUUGGGUUCCUGAAACAGGCAACCGUGUUUGAUGUGAGCUCCAACAUCUUAACAGGCCCAAUACCAAACUCCUUUGCUUGCCUGGGGAAGCUGGAGUAUCUGAGCUUGGCCAGUAACCAGUUCUAUGGGAGGGUACCUGAGGCUGUGUGCAGGUUGCGUAAUCUAGAGAGAUUUUCCGCGGCAAACAACUAUUUCAGUCGGAUAGGACCAACUUGUAGGGCAUUGAUCACGAAGAAGAUUCUUGAUGUCAGAGGGAACUGCAUUCCGGGGCUUCCAAAUCAAAAGACAGCUGCUCAAUGUGCUGCCUUCUUCUCUAUACCCAGAACUUGUCCCAGACUGAGAACGUUGAGGAUAAUUCCUUGUAGAAGAUCACUUUGGUCAUCUAAAUAUCAGUGGCUAUACAGAUGCAGAUUGGGCAGGGAAUGUCACUGAUAGACGAUCAACUUCAGGGUACUUCACAUUUGUUGGUGGUAACUUGGUUACUUGGAGAAGCAAGAAACAGAAUGUUGUUGCUUUGUCUAGUGCAGAAGCCGAAUUCAGAGGCAUGACCAAAGGAAUUUGCGAACUCCUUUGGUUAAAGAAAUUGCUUACAGAGAUUGGAUAUGCACCUACAUUAGGAAUGCAUCUACAGUGUGAUAACAAGGCUUCAAUAUCCAUUGCACACAAUCCAGUCCAACAUGAUCGUACUAAACAUGUUGAAGUGGAUCGGCACUUCAUUAAAGAAAAACUUGACAAUAAAGAAAUUCAGCUUCCGUUUGUCAGGUCCGAAGACCAGCUGGCCGAUAUUUUGACAAAAGCAGUUUCUAGCAGGGUAUUCCACAACUCACUGGUCAAGUUGGGCAUUGGUGAUAUCUAUGCACCAACUUGAGGGGGAGUGUUAGCAAUAUUGGCUUCUUGUGUGAUUGUCCUUUGUGGAACACAAAGACAUGAAACACAAGACACCCCUUGUCUCAUGGCACUUGUCUCAUUCCUUGUUUUAGGGAAUACUUUUCUUGAGCAAUGUAAUCCUUGUUUUAGGGAAUGUUUCA